Messenger RNA from Huiozyma naganishii CBS 8797, 681 nucleotides. Its product is annotated as NAD(P)H-dependent oxidoreductase. Gene Ontology annotation, cellular component: cytosol. NCBI's taxonomy places the organism in Eukaryota, Fungi, Ascomycota, Saccharomycetes, Saccharomycetales, Saccharomycetaceae. The transcript has a single exon. Bases 1 to 681 code for a protein of 226 amino acids. The record is from RefSeq and is a predicted model, not a curated record. Gene Ontology annotation, molecular function: NAD(P)H dehydrogenase (quinone) activity.
AUGAAAAUCUUUAUAGUGUUUGCACAUCCCGAGAGCAGAUCGUACGGUGGCUCUUUGCUGAAGAGCAUGGUGGAGCACCUGACUUCCCAAGGCCACGAAGUGAGAGUCGCGGAUUUGUACAAGCAGGGGUUCAAAGCUACCGUCACCGAGGACGAUUUCCUUAACUUCGAGAAAGGUUCUCGUUUAAAGGGCAUCGAUGCUUCAAUUGCCGCUGCCGCUGCAGACGCAUUUACGGAUGAUGUAAAGGAGGCACAGGCAAACCUGAUGUGGGCUGAUUUUGUUCUCUUCCAGUCUCCUCUGUGGUGGUUCAGUGUCCCAGCAAUCUUAAAGGGCUGGUUCGACAGAGUGUUUUCCGGUGGGUUUGCGUACGGUACACCGGAGGACGACAAGUUGAAGAACAGUACUUUGAUCGGACGGAAGGCGAUGCUGGUGCUAACCGCCGCGAUCAAAAAGGAGCCAUCGACGGGGAAGAGUAUCCAUGUGCCCAUGAACGACCUAUUGCUCCCCAUCACCCGUGGGACGUUGAAGUUCAUUGGGUUGACCGUGUUGCCAUCGUACGUCAUGUACGACGUGGACAACGCCACGGAGGAAACUUUUGCAAAGGACGCCAAAUACUUGAAUGGUCUCUUGGACAAUAUUGACACGAUCGAGCCUAUUGAUUUCCAUAGGCGUUCUGCCUGA